AUGGAACCAGAAAACCACACAAAGAUUCCAGAGUUUAUUCUCCUUGGACUCUCAGAUGAAGAGGAAUUGCAGUCUUUUCUUCUUGGGCUGUUCCUGUUCAUGUACUUGGUCACGUUUAUUGGGAACCUUCUCAUCAUCUUGGCCACCAUCACUGGCUCCCAUCUCCACACUCCCAUGUACUUCUUCCUCUCCAAUCUGUCCUUUGUAGACAUCUGUUUCACCUCCACCACUGUUCCAAAUAUGUUGGUGAACAUCCAUACCCAUAACAAAGCCAUCACCUAUCAAGGCUGCCUCACCCAAAUGUACUUUUUCAUUCUUUUUGCAGAGUUGGAUAUUUUUCUCCUUUCUAUAAUGGCCUAUGACAGGUUUGUGGCCAUCUGUCACCCACUGCACUACACCAUUAUCAUGAAUCCCACCCUCUGUGGCUUGCUGCUACUGGUGUCCUGGAUAUUAAGUGUCCUUGACUCUUUGCUGCGUGGUUUACUGGUGUUGCGGCUGUCCUUCUGUACUAACUUGGAGAUCCCCCACUUCUUCUGUGAAAUCAAUCAGGUGAUCCAACUUGCCUGUUCUGACACCUUCCUCAAUACCAUAGAGAUGUAUUUUGCAACUGGAGUGAUGGGCAUUAUUCCCCUCAGUGGCAUCGUAUUUUCUUAUUCUCGGAUUGUGUCAUCCAUACUGAGAAUUACAUCAGCAAGGGGGAAGUAUAAGGCAUUUUCCACUUGUGGGUCUCACCUUUCAGUUGUUUCCUUGUUUUAUGGCACAGGUAUUGGGGUCUACCUCAGUUCUGCCACUACCCAAAAUUCCAGAAUCAAUGCAAUAGCCUCCGUGAUAUAUACCAUAGUGACACCCAUGCUAAACCCCUUUAUCUACAGUCUGAGGAACAAGGACAUGAAAGGGGCCCUAAAAAGUCUUGUUGGCAUUGCCACUUUGAAUGAAUGA
This is a messenger RNA of Orycteropus afer afer, 939 nucleotides long. RefSeq names its product olfactory receptor 7A10-like. Gene Ontology annotation, biological process: G protein-coupled receptor signaling pathway. The record is from RefSeq and is a predicted model, not a curated record. Gene Ontology annotation, molecular function: olfactory receptor activity; G protein-coupled receptor activity. Gene Ontology annotation, cellular component: membrane. NCBI's taxonomy places the organism in Eukaryota, Metazoa, Chordata, Mammalia, Tubulidentata, Orycteropodidae.